Messenger RNA from Penicillium canescens, 1725 nucleotides. RefSeq lists its product as uncharacterized. The coding region runs from base 1 to 1725 and encodes 574 amino acids. The transcript is spliced from 10 exons. Gene Ontology annotation, biological process: transmembrane transport. Gene Ontology annotation, molecular function: transmembrane transporter activity. The record is from RefSeq and is a predicted model, not a curated record. Lineage: Eukaryota; Fungi; Ascomycota; Eurotiomycetes; Eurotiales; Aspergillaceae.
AUGGCCGUCGACGCAGAAAAGGACCCGGUGCAGGAAACCGGCUCUGCAACAGAUGCGCCUAGCUCGCCUUCUACUGUUGCCAAUGACAAUGGCCCUGCUGGGCCGGCUGAGCCGGUCGUCACUUUGAAAACAUGGAUUGUCUCUUCGAUUCUUUCUUGCGGUUACGGCCUUUCCUUCUGGCCUGUUCCCGUCGUGGCUGCAAUUGGCACCAUGAUCUCUGCUGAUAUGGAUGACCCGACUGGGUACAUUUGGUUUGUUCCUGCAUGGACUAUUUCGAUCACCUGUGCUUUCUUGAUAUUUGGCCCGAACACUGAUCUUCUGGGUCGGCGGUGGUUCUUGGUUCUGGGUAACUUGGUAUGCUUCGUUGGUCACAUCGUGGUAGCAUCAGCCAAAACCACAAACCAAGUUAUUGCUGGCCUUGUAAUCUCCGGAUUUGGCGGCGCAAACUGUCAGAUGGCAGCAUUCGCCUUACCAGAGCUUCUCCCAAACAAAUGGAGACACAUCGGCGUCGUCAUAGCCGACUUCACUGUCUACAUCGCCGUCAUCGUAGCACCAGUGACAGCCCGAUAUGGCUACGAGAUGGGAAACUGGUCCUGGAACUUCUGGGGCGUGGCCAUCUUCCAAGGUCUCUCCUUCUUCGGUCUUCUGUUCCUCUACCACCCACCAAAGCACCCCCUCGGAAUCCCAUACAAAGAAGCCUUCAAAUCCCUCGACUACCUCGGCGCCUUCCUCUUCAUCGGCGGCGCAGUCCCCUUCCUAAUGGGCAUCGUCUGGGCAGGCGUCUACGAGUCAAAUGACGCACACGUCGUGGCACCGCUAGUAGUCGGCGCCGUCGUCCUUAUCUGCUUCGCGCUGUGGGAAACCUUCGGCAAGCUCAAAUACCCACUUACGCCAACCUAUGUCUUCGCCAGUUCGUGGGGUAGGGAUUUCACUGCUCCCGUCAUUGCAUUGGGCGUUGUCAAUAUGUUCUACUAUUCUUCGAGUAUUCUAUGGCCGCAGAUGAUCAUUGCGUUCUAUACGAAUGGCGGUGCGGACUGGAAGUAUUCUGUUAUUCUGUCUUUGCCGCAGGGCUUCGCUAUCUUCUUCGGUGCUAUCUUGCUUACGCUUUUUGGUAGCAAGUUGAGGCAUUGGCAGUGGCAGCUUACUGGGUCUGUUUUUGUUAUGGUUGUUUUUGGGUCUUUGUUGGGUAUUGUUACGCCUACUAAUAAGGGGACUAUGAUUGCUUUUGUUUUCCUCUCUCAGACCGGCUUUGGUUGGGCUCUUUAUUUGAGUAUUGCUAUUACACAGAUGGGUGUUGAGCAUAAGAAUUUGGGGGUUAGUGGCGGUAUUUCUGGGUGUAUUCGGUUUGCUGCUGGUGCUGUCGCGACUUCGAUCUAUCAAACUGUCUACAGCAACACCCUCAGCAAGUAUACAGCGAUCUACGUCCCUUCUGCUGCCAUCUCUGCCGGUCUCCCCGAGUCAAAGGUCACAGAUCUCAUGACUGCAGUAGCCCAAGGCGCCGCUGCAUUGAAAUCUUAUAGUCCAGCCGUGGCUGCAGCUGCAGAGGCAGCCCUCGGCCAAGCCUACUGCAAGGCUAUCUUUGUCGUUGCCAUGGUCUCAAUGGCCUUUGGUAUCUUUGGUCUUGGAGCUUGUCUGUGCUGCAAGGAUGUCGAUUCAAAGAUGACCAACAAGAUCGAGGUUUACCUUGAGAACACGGAUCUCUCAGACCGGAACAAGUACCACUAG